AGUCGGUGUCUCUUUUAGCUGGAGGCCGCUGUGCACGCACGGAGCAGUACAGCAUUCGUGUCGGCGUCGGCGGCUGUCAAAGGCAGCUUGCAGGGAACGCACGCACGCGGGUGUGACACGUGGCAGCGAUCCAAACCAAGGGUCUAAUCGCCUGCUAACGAUUCUGGGCCGUUAGAUUCUUCUGUCCUCACAUCCGUGGACAGCUGGUCUUCGAGCUUUUGGCUAUGGCGUCGACGACAGCUGCUGCCGCCGCAGUCGCGCCCAUUGCAGGCGUUGCUUCUUCAUCGAAGACUUCGAGGAAGGAACAACGGAGAGCUGCGCGCCAAGCAACGUCCUCCUCAUGGAUAUGUCAGAGAACCGGCCUUCGUGUGACCUCCACUGCCUCCUCUUUCCUCUCUUCUCCCACCUUCUCCUCCUCCUCGCUUGCCGUGAGAGAUAAUGGCCACCAUAGCCAUGGAGCGGCGCCGGCGGGCAGAAGACUCACAGUGACGAAGAGUAUGGCGAAGGAGUUGUACUUCAACAAAGAUGGCUCGGCGAUGAAGAAGAUGCAGGCUGGUGUGGAUAAGCUGGCCAAUUUGGUUGGUGUUACGCUUGGCCCGAAGGGACGCAACGUUGUGCUAGAGAGUAAAUACGGCGCGCCGAAAAUCGUCAACGAUGGGGUCACUGUGGCGAAGGAGGUUGAGUUAGAGGACCCUGUGGAGAACAUUGGUGCCAAGCUUGUCCGCCAAGCAGCGAGCAAGACGAAUGACCUUGCCGGUGAUGGAACAACCACCUCUGUUGUUCUUGCCCAAGGCCUCAUUGCAGAGGGGAUGAAGGUUGUGGCUGCGGGUGCAAACCCUGUGCAAAUCACGAGGGGAAUUGACAAGACAGUCGCCGCUCUCGUAAAGGAACUGAAGGCUAUGUCGAAGGAGGUGGAGGACAAGGAGCUUGCUGAUGUGGCAGCGGUGAGCGCUGGAAACAAUUAUGAGGUGGGCAACAUGAUUGCAGAAGCGAUGGCCAAGGUUGGGAGAAGCGGAGUCAUUACAUUGGAGGAGGCCAAGAGCGUAGAGAACAACCUUUAUGUCGUCGAGGGUAUGCAGUUUGACAGAGGGUACAUUUCUCCCUACUUUGUGACUGACCCCGAGCGAAUGUGCGCUGAGUACGAGAACUGCAAGCUCCUCCUUGUGGACAAGAAGAUCACCACCGCCCGCGACAUGAUUGGCAUUCUGGAAGAUGCGAUCAGGAACGGCUACCCUCUUGUCAUUAUUGCUGAGGAUAUUGAGCAAGAAGCGUUGGCGACGCUUGUUGUUAACAAGCUGCGAGGUUCUUUGAAGGUGGCUGCUCUUAAAGCUCCUGGGUUUGGAGAGCGCAAGAGCCAGUACCUUGAUGACAUUGCGAUCCUAACUGGAGGCACUGUGGUGCGUGAGGAGAUUGGUCUUUCAUUGGACAAAGUGGGCCGGGAGGUCCUUGGAACCGCGGCGAAGAUUGAGCUCACCAAGGACCACACCACCAUUGUUGGUGAUGGAUCCACACAAGAUGCAGUGUCUGCCAGGGUCAAGCAGAUUAAGGCCCUGAUCGAGGAAACUGAGCAGGACUAUGAGAAGGAGAAGUUGAACGAGCGCAUUGCUAAGCUCUCUGGCGGAGUGGCGAUUGUCCAGGUUGGUGCCCAGACAGAGACAGAGUUGAAGGAGAAGAAGCUUCGUGUUGAAGAUGCUCUUAAUGCGACUAAGGCAGCAGUCGAGGAGGGAAUAGUUGUGGGUGGUGGUUGUACUCUCCUGAGACUGUCUAGCAAGGUUGAUGCUAUUCAGAGCACGCUGGAGAACCAAGAGCAAAAGGUUAGGCAAAGUGAUAACAUUAACUAUGGCUACAAUGCUGCAACUGGAGUGUAUGAAGAUUUGAUGGCAGCUGGGAUCAUUGACCCGACGAAGGUUGUGCGGUGCUGUCUGGAGCAUGCUGGCUCUGUGGCCAAGACCUUCUUGACGUCAGACUGCGUCGUUGUAGAUAUUAAGGAGCCUGAGCCGGCUGGUGCUGCCAUGGGCAAUCCUAUGGACGCUUCAGGUUAUGGGUACUAGGCUUGAGCACAGGGGUCUGGUAAUUGUUGUAAUCUGCGAGCAGCGGUCUCCAGGGAAUGACUGUGGCUUCAGCAGAGGAGGGCAAGAGAGUAGGUCGAUGUAGGGUAUAUUGUCCUUGUCAGUAGUGAUUAGGUUUGUUUGCUCUUAGGUCAAUGCGGGAUUCGAUUCAAUUUUUGAUGAGAUAGCACAUCCAACCGACUUCUUGAGGCUGUUACGCUCCCCUCUUUUUUUCUUGAGUGAAUUGGAGCCUAUACAUCAUUCUUCGUGUAUUGCGUUCGCUUUCCUGAGAUGAUGCUUCAUCAGCAUUGUCUUUAUGGGAUUUAAAUCAUCAUCGAAAAAGAAAAUUUCCUUCUGAAGUGUGAGCGCUUUGUAAGCUACAUAUGAUAUUGUCUUCAUUAUGCUCCAUGCUCUUGUGUGUGUGUGUGUGUGUGUGUGUGUGUGUGUAGGUCUGUGUGUGUUUGUGACACGUGUUUUCUAGUGUUCAUGUUCGCUAUACACAUCUCCACGAAGAAAAGCAUCGACUUCCAGACUGUUCUGUCGGACUUAACUCUGAAAGGAGGGUCUGUGUUUGCGACACGUUUCAGUGUGUGUGUGUGUGUCUCCGUAUGUUUGUGUGUCUGCACGCUGAAUGUGUGUGCACGGGUUCAUGUGGGUAUGUGUGUGGUAGAGAGAGAGAGAGAGAGAGAGAGGAUGCUGUAUGUGUGUGCCCAUGUGUGUGUGGUAGAGAGUAUGUGUGUGCAUGGGUUCAUAUGUGUGUGGUAGAGAGAGAGAGAGAGAGAAUGUUUGGAAAGCAGUCUGCAGAAUUUUAUGAUGAUACAAAAUUGAAACGAGUGAAUCAGAGGGUCUCAAAGCUACUCUUCAGUUUGGAAAGUAGUCUGCAGUACUUGCACAAGCCGGUGCUUUUUGGUUUGUUUUAUGUACCGUGAAUCCGAUAUGAAUCAGAGGGUCUCAAAGCUACUCUUCAGCUGAGAUUGUGUGGAGAGAACAAUUCAUUUUUGUGUGCUGCAGUCUCCAUUGGGAGUUUUGUGUGGAGAGAACAAUUCAUUUUUGCGUGCUGCAGUCUCUAUUGGGAGUCUUCCGCUCCAUUGGGAGUCUUCUGUGGAGAGAACAAUUCAUUUUUCCGUGCUGCGGUCUCCAUUGGAAGUCUUCCAGUUUGGAAUGCCCCCACUCUU
Chara braunii is the source of this 3223-nucleotide messenger RNA. Lineage: Eukaryota; Viridiplantae; Streptophyta; Charophyceae; Charales; Characeae. The record is from the annotation of a GenBank genome assembly.